Messenger RNA from Equus caballus (horse), 586 nucleotides. It is a transcript of the gene IFN-OMEGA1, whose product is annotated as inteferon omega 1. The record is from RefSeq and is marked provisional. Gene Ontology annotation, biological process: defense response. NCBI's taxonomy places the organism in Eukaryota, Metazoa, Chordata, Mammalia, Perissodactyla, Equidae. Gene Ontology annotation, molecular function: cytokine receptor binding. Gene Ontology annotation, cellular component: extracellular region.
GGCUUUCUCAGUGUCUUCCCUGAUGGCACUGGUGGUGAUCUCCUCCAGCCCCGUCUCCUCCAUGAGCUGCGACCUGCCUGCGAGCCUUGACUUGAGAAAGCAGGAGACCCUCAGAGUUCUGCACCAGAUGGAGACAAUCUCUCCUCCUUCCUGUCUGAAGCACAGGACAGACUUCAAAUUCCCCCAGGAGCAGCUGGAUGGCAGGCAGUUCCCAGAGGCCCAGGCCACGUCUGUCCUCCAGGAGAUGCUCCAGCAGAUCGUCAACCUCUUCCACACAGAGCGCUCCUCUGCUGCCUGGAACACGACUCUGCUGGACCGACUCCUCACGGGACUCCAUCAGCAGCUGGAAGACCUCAACACCUGCUUGGAUGAGCAGACAGGAGAGGAAGAAUCCGCCCUGGGAACUGUGGGCCCUACACUGGCCGUGAAGAGGUACUUCAGGAGAAUCCGUCUGUACCUGACAGAGAAGAAAUACAGUGGCUGUGCCUGGGAGAUUGUCAGAGUGGAAAUCAUGAGAUCCUUCUCUUCAUCAGCAAACCUGCAAGGAAGAUUAGGAAUGAAGGAUGGAGACCUGGGGUCACCUUGA